GGUAGUCGCCGCCCUGCUCUCAACGGUGGCGAGCUGUAGUAGUCAAGUGCCCCGCCCCCGUUGCCAUAACAGCAGUACACAACCCCUCCUUCCCCUCGCCCGCUUGCUAAACAGUCCUUCCCUCUCGGGACCAAGGGCCUCUCCAGAACUGCUUCUGAUUGAGCAGAAACAGGGAGGAGGACUGAGCUUAUCUGACUCCAGAGCUUUCAGGAGGGAAGAAAGAUGUCAGAUGAAGAUGAUCUAGCAGACUCUGAGCCAGACCAGGAUGAUUCUGAGAAAGAAGAGGACGAGAAGGAGACAGAGGAGGGGGAGGACUACAGAAAAGAGGGGGAAGAGUUCCCUGAGGAAUGGCUGCCCACCCCCCUCACGGAGGACAUGAUGAAGGAAGGGCUUUCUCUGCUCUGUAAGACAGGCAAUGGGCUGGCUCAUGCUUAUGUCAAGCUGGAGGUUAAAGAGAGGGACCUUACAGACAUCUACUUGCUGCGCUCCUACAUCCAUCUGCGCUAUGUGGAUAUUUCUGAGAACCACCUGACAGACCUGUCUCCACUCAACUACCUCACCCACCUGCUCUGGCUCAAGGCUGAUGGCAAUCGGCUGCGAAGUGCCCAGCUGAAUGAACUGCCCUACCUGCAGAUUGCUAGUUUUGCUUAUAACCAGAUUACUGACACUGAAGGCAUCUCUCAUCCUCGUCUUGAAACCCUGAAUCUCAAAGGGAACAGCAUCCACACGGUGACAGGUCUGGACCCCCAGAAGUUGAUCAGCCUGCACACAGUGGAGCUUCGGGGGAACCAGCUGGAAAGCACGCUGGGAAUCAAUCUUCCUAAGCUGAAGAACCUCUACCUGGCCCAAAACAUGCUGAAGAAGGUGGAAGGCUUGGAGGAUCUGAGCAAUCUCACCACCUUGCAUCUUCGAGACAACCAGAUUGACACCCUGAGUGGCUUCUCCAGAGAAAUGAAAUCAUUGCAGUACCUCAACCUGAGGGGCAACAUGGUGGCCAACCUGCGGGAGCUGGCCAAGCUUCGAGACCUGCCCAAGCUGCGAGCCUUGGUGCUGCUCGAUAACCCAUGCACGGAUGAAAUCAACUACCGCCAGGAGGCCCUGGUGCAGAUGCCAUACCUUGAACGCCUGGACAAGGAAUUCUAUGAGGAGGAGGAACGGGCUGAGGCUGAUGAGAUUCGACAGAGGCUGAAGGAAGAAAAGGAGCAGGAGCCUGAGCCCGAGCGUGACCUGGAACUGGAACAGUCAUUGAUCUAGCAUCAGUUCUAGCCUCUAAAGAUAGAGAUCAAAGACGCUGGCCUUCAGACCUGAUCAGACUCCCAGGGCGGGCCACCACAUCUAUGACAGAGGACAGAGGAUGCCUCUUUUUGCCCCAAAGCUGGAAAUUCAUCACAACCUGAGG
Molecule: messenger RNA, 1399 nt
Organism: Pongo pygmaeus (Bornean orangutan)
Lineage: Eukaryota; Metazoa; Chordata; Mammalia; Primates; Hominidae
Gene: LRRC23
Product: leucine rich repeat containing 23
Exons: 8
Coding region: 223-1254 (343 amino acids)
Molecular function (GO): protein binding
Source: RefSeq, a predicted model, not a curated record